Molecule: messenger RNA, 1802 nt
Organism: Mesitornis unicolor (brown roatelo)
Lineage: Eukaryota; Metazoa; Chordata; Aves; Mesitornithiformes; Mesitornithidae
Product: band 4.1-like protein 5
Exons: 19
Cellular component (GO): cytoskeleton
Source: RefSeq, a predicted model, not a curated record
CUGAACUUGGAGACUAUGAUCCUGCAGAACAUGUCCCCGAACUGGUGUCUGAGUUCAGGUUUGUUCCCACUCAGACUGAGGAGAUGGAGCUGGCCAUUUUUGAGAAGUGGAAGGAGUGCAGGGGGCAAACACCAGCACAGGCUGAAACUAACUACUUAAACAAAGCUAAGUGGCUGGAAAUGUAUGGUGUAGACAUGCACAUAGUCAAGGCAAGAGAUGGCAAUGAUUACAGCCUGGGACUGACACCUACGGGAGUUCUUGUCUUUGAAGGAGACACAAAGAUUGGUUUGUUUUUCUGGCCAAAGAUAACAAGACUUGACUUCAAGAAGAACAAACUCACUCUAGUUGUUGUUGAGGAUGACGAACAGGGAAAGGAGCAGGAGCACACUUUUGUCUUUAGACUGGAUCAUCCCAAAGCCUGCAAACACUUGUGGAAAUGUGCAGUGGAGCAUCAUGCCUUCUUCCGGCUCCGAGGUCCCGUCCAAAAAAACUCAAGUCGGUCAGGCUUCAUUCGGCUAGGAUCCCGGUUCCGAUACAGUGGCAAAACAGAAUAUCAAACCACCAAGACCAACAAAGCCAGGAGAUCAGCAUCCUUUGAAAGGAGGCCCAGCAAGAGAUAUUCAAGACGAACACUACAAAUGAAAGCACAUUCAGCUCGACUUGAAGAAACAAGUACUGCAAACAAUGCUGUUAUCAACCAAACCAAUGGAUCUCAAAGCUGGAAUGCAAAACCAAACCUACCUGUCCUAACAGUGGUUCCUUCUGCCCCAGUCUUAGUGGAAAUAGAAAACCUCCCAAGGAGCCCAGGAGCCAGCCAGCAGGACAAGAAGUGCAUCCCCCUUGUUGAUUUGCUAGACAGCACAGAGUUGCCAGAGACUUGUGUCGACGAUGCCGUAGCCCAUCCAGUUGUUGGCUUGGCAACAGCAGGUUUGGAAGAGGCUGUUGGUUGCCCUCAUCCUGGCACAAAGGAAGCUGCUGCUGAAAAAGCAGACUCUGAUCCAUUUGAAGACACCUUCCUAAAACUGAAACAGCUGGAGGCAGAGCACAGCAGCCCUGUGCCAACUGAGCGUCCCAAUGUGAACAUAAACAUACAGGAUGAAGUGGUGAAGUUGACAGAUAAAUGUCUUAACAAUGCAAUUGAGAGCCCAAUCACAACAGCAACGUGGCUUCCAGCAGAUAUCAAAAGCAAUAUCCUGAAGGCCCAGGCAGAAGUGGGGCACAAGGUCGUAAGAGAAGACAGCCUGACAGGUGUCAAGAAUUCCAAUAUUCAGGAUGCUGCUGCGAGGAACAUUUUCCCAUCAGGUAAAACACAGAGUAGUCCCCCAGCAAACGCUCCAGUAUUUCAAGACCCAAGAGAGCCGCUGAAAGCAGCCCCUGCUUCCAACACCUUCAUUCCUAAUGCGUUAAAGGAGGACAACACUGCCUCUAACCACGAGGACCUGCUGAUUCCAGCUGGUCUGGCUCCAGCUGAGGAGGCUGCUGUUUCGAAGAGCACUCCAGAUGACCAGGACGUUUCCUUAACAUCAUUGACAGAGAAUCUAAUUGACUUUACAGAAGCCACACCUCGGGUGUCUUCCCAGCCCACGAUAACACCGAGGUGGAUUGUGCCAACUGGACUGAUUUCCAAUGGGCCUUUGGGAAAUGAUGUUGCCUUAGGUAUGAGGGCAGUGAAAGGCAGCACGGAGCCUCUGUUGUCAUUGGCUGAAUUGCCACCACCCCAGCAGACAUCCGAAGUCCUCGCAAGCCCAGUCACUGAGGAUGCUACAAUAAGAACAAAAUGUUUACUCACCACUGAGCUCUAG